AUGGCUCAAAGGAAGCCAAAUGUCUGUCCGUCCAAAAGAGGUUCAUGUCGAUUUUUUCCAGUCGUUCAUGUGGAGAAAGGUGUAUUGACUGAUAUAGAAAGCAAAGGGUUAAAAGAUAGCGUAGGCUUUGUGAGUCAACAAACGCCCAUUAAAGCUGCUUUAUCUGCAUCGAGAGAAAGAUCUAUUGAUGAAAAUUCAACCAGUAUUAUCCAAGGCGAUGGUAACGAACUAUGCUUGGUCAUAGAGAACUGUGAAUAUAGGUUUCACGCAUCUUGGCUACGAUUCUCUUGUCAUUGCCCUAUUUGCAGACAAGAACAUAGUAAUCAGCGUACUAUCGAAACGCGUUCUUUACCUGAAGAAUGCAAGCUAAUAGCGUCUAAAAUUGAAGGGCAUGAAGUGAUAAUGCAUUGGCAAGGCGAAGAGGAACAUGUCGGAAGAAUACCCCUCCAAUUUUUACUUGAACACGAUUAUUCCAAGCAAUCUAUUUUAGAGAAAAAACAGCAAACCGCAGUCCCUACAUAUAUGACCAAACUAUCCCAUGUAAAGUAUGAGGAUAUCCUUGGCAGCCACGAAAGUUAUCGCCAAUUUUUAAUGAAAAUCGCUGAAGAAGGUUGCUGUCUUGUCCAAGGCACACCAACUGAUGUUGGAAGUGUUGAAAAGAUUUGUGAACAAAUCGCACCAAUUCAGCGAACUAUAUAUGGAACGGUUUUCGAUGUUGUAGCAACACCUCAACCGAUUAAUAUUGCUUAUUCAUCAGUGCCUCUUGGCUAUCAUAUGGAUUUAAUGUAUUAUGAAUCACCUCCGGGAAUACAGGUCCUACAUUGUGUCAGGUUUGAUGAGUGUGUGACUGGUGGUGAAUCGCUGCUACUGGAUUCUUUUUCAGUAGCUGAAGAAUUAAGAUUACAAUCUCCGGAGGAUUUUCGUAUUCUAUCGACUAUCCCUGCUACAUUUCAGAAAAUUCACUUCGAAAGAGAAUUUCCAGUAUCUAUGAGAUACCAAAGACCACAUAUUGUCUUAAAUCAUGAUCAGGAGGUGGUCGCGGUAAACUGGAGUCCAUCAUUUGAAGGUCCCCUUUGCGUAGAUGAAAGUUAUGUUGAUUCGUAUUAUAAAGCUUAUAGAAAAUUUUCUAGCAUCAUCGAUAAAUCUAACCAUGAGGUACAGUAUCGAUUACGACCUGGCGACAUGUUAAUAUUUAACAACCGGAGAAUACUACACGCUCGUAAAGGAUUUGCCUUAAAUGGUGGAUCAAGACAUUUACAAGGUUUAUACUUGAAUAUUGACGAAUUUAAAAGCCAGGUAGCAGUUGCCAAUAAAUUAGCCGGGAUACAUCGGUUACUCCCCAAAAUUGGCAAUCAAUGCUUUUCUUAA
Messenger RNA from Trichoplax adhaerens, 1368 nucleotides. RefSeq lists its product as uncharacterized. The coding region runs from base 1 to 1368 and encodes 455 amino acids. Lineage: Eukaryota; Metazoa; Placozoa; Uniplacotomia; Trichoplacea; Trichoplacidae. Gene Ontology annotation, biological process: carnitine biosynthetic process. The record is from RefSeq and is a predicted model, not a curated record. Gene Ontology annotation, cellular component: mitochondrion. The transcript is spliced from 15 exons. Gene Ontology annotation, molecular function: oxidoreductase activity.